Messenger RNA from Ogataea angusta, 300 nucleotides. RefSeq lists its product as uncharacterized. The transcript has a single exon. The record is from RefSeq and is a predicted model, not a curated record. Bases 1 to 300 code for a protein of 99 amino acids. Gene Ontology annotation, molecular function: small ribosomal subunit rRNA binding; structural constituent of ribosome. Gene Ontology annotation, cellular component: mitochondrial small ribosomal subunit; ribosome. NCBI's taxonomy places the organism in Eukaryota, Fungi, Ascomycota, Pichiomycetes, Pichiales, Pichiaceae. Gene Ontology annotation, biological process: translation.
AUGAUCAUUAGAAAUAACGGUGUCGUUCGAGAAGUGAUCGGAUUGGGGCUCAAGCCAUUACCCAAGAUCUUCAAGAAAGCGGGCGAAAGACAUUUCCAGGGCUCUCAUUUUGUAAUAUUAUUUGACUCCUCUAGUGCUGUCCAGCGUGAAAUCCUCAGAUCACUUAAAAACGAUCCAAGAGUCAUCAGAUCGUUUUUGACUAAAGUGGACGAUUCCAAUGAUUACAAUGCUGGCUCUUCAGUGACAAGGGCCAUCAAGGCUAUAAAAGAACACGGGUAUGAGAAAUCGAUACCACUAUAG